CUCACGUGUCAGUCGUCCGUCAUUAAUGUCAGUCAUCAGAAACAGCCGAACAGUUUGUUGUUUAUAUAUUUUAUUGAAAUGGAGUUCACCGGUUGAAUUGUAUUUUCGUUUGUAGUUAUUUGUUACAAUUUUAAAGGCAUGUGCCAUAGUUGUCAUGUUAUGGUAAUAUUAAAGAUAUAAUCAUUACCAUUAUAAAGUUAAAUUUUUCGUACGUGGCCCGAAGUGGUUGGUUAUCAUGUGGUCUCUAAUUAUAGUGAUAAUUUUAUCAUUAAUUGCAUAUUUCGUUACGGAUGGGUUAAUUCUUAAUCUGAAGAAUUUAUUUAUAAACGCUGGUUUAUACGGAAUAGAUCUAUGUAAAAAUAAUAAAAACAAAAUACCAGAGGCUCUUGGUGUGGUAUCAGGAUGCAUUUUCCUAGUUACAAGUUUUACUUUCAUACCAAUAGUGUUUGGAAACAGUCUCAUGGAUCGAGAAUCUUUUCCACACAAUGAGUUUGCAGAAGUUUUAGCAGCACUUUUGUCCAUAUGUUGUAUGCUACUUCUGGGAUUUGCUGAUGAUGUAUUGGAUUUACGAUGGAGGUACAAGUUACUGCUCCCAACAGUAGCAUCAUUACCAUUACUAGUGGUGUACUAUGUGAACUUCAAUUCUACCACAUUUAUAUUACCAAUACCACUUCGAGAAUGGUUCGGUGUAUCCAUUAAUAUUGGAUGUUUUUAUUACAUAUACAUGGGAAUGCUAGCAGUUUUUUGUACAAAUGCUAUAAACAUAUUGGCUGGAAUCAAUGGUCUAGAAGUAGGCCAGUCGGUGAUAAUUGCAAUCUCUAUCAUUGUGUUUGAUAUAAUAGAGUUGAGAGGUGAUCAAUACAAAGCCCACAUGUUCUCUUUGCGCAUUAUGCUGCCUUAUUUAGCCACAGCUUCAGCAUUAUUGAAGCACAACUGGUACCCUUCAAAAGUUUUCGUAGGUGAUACAUUUUGCUAUGUUUCUGGUAUGACUUUUGCUGUAGUAGGAAUAUUAAGCCACUUUAGUAAAACAGUCUUAUUAUUCUUUUUACCACAAAUUAUUAAUUUUCUUUAUUCAGUUCCUCAAUUAUUUCAUUUUGUUCCAUGUCCAAGACAUAGGUUACCAAAAUAUAGUGCUGAAACUGACUUAUUACAAGCAAGUAGAACUGUAAUUAUAAAAAAAGAUUUAAACUUUAUUACUAAAACAAUAGUACAAAUACUAAGAAUACUUCAUCUAGUAGAUGUGAUAGAAGAUAAUGAUAGUAUAGUCAUGAACAAUCUGACGUUAAUUAAUUUAUUUUUAAUUAAGUUCGGUUCAAUGUCUGAAGUAAAGUUAGUCACUAUGAUAAUGGCAUUUCAGUGUUUAUGUAGUUGUAUAGCGUUUAUAAUAAGAUAUCCAUUGGCUUCCUAUUUCUAUGAUUCAUAAACAUGAAGGCCAGUGACUUUUAGUUCCACAGAAUCCACUGACCUUAUUCAUUAAUUGGAUGUACCAAAGGAUACGACGUAUUAGGGCACAUUGUAGUAGCA
Messenger RNA from Ostrinia furnacalis (Asian corn borer), 1524 nucleotides. It is a transcript of the gene Alg7, whose product is annotated as Alg7 dolichyl-phosphate N-acetylglucosaminephosphotransferase. Lineage: Eukaryota; Metazoa; Arthropoda; Insecta; Lepidoptera; Crambidae. Bases 236 to 1423 code for a protein of 395 amino acids. Gene Ontology annotation, cellular component: membrane. The record is from RefSeq and is a predicted model, not a curated record. Gene Ontology annotation, molecular function: UDP-N-acetylglucosamine-dolichyl-phosphate N-acetylglucosaminephosphotransferase activity. Gene Ontology annotation, biological process: dolichol-linked oligosaccharide biosynthetic process. The transcript has 5 exons.